GCUGGCUGGAAGAAAAAUAGUCUCCCUGAGAGUUUGGAGGAAGGAGGCUGAGCCGAGACAAGCCAACCAGGGCUGUUUAGAACUAUCCACUAGCUAUCAAGAGAGAAGCGUUCCUAUCAGAAGCUGGGUAAAGUAAGCUGGCUGUGGAGCUGUGUUAUUAUGUGAGCUUGGCCUGAAGCAAUAGCAAAGGAAACUUUUGUAACAACUGGACCUGGCUUCACUUAGGAGGGGCUAAUUCAGACUCUUAAAGGACUAGUAUUGCUGGAAUGAACAACUGUGCUAUCAGAGCUCUCGCUGCUGGUCCAAGAAGUGGAGCUGCCUGGUUGUGAAUCCCUGUAAAGUGUUGCCCUAAAGGUGAAAUGUAAGACCCAGUAUACACUCCCUGGCCAGGAAACAAACUGGUGCCCGAGAAAGACAAGGAUUGAUGUGACCCACAGGAAUGGAUACAAGCUGCCAUUUUGCAGCAGAAGUUGCUGGUUCAACAGAACCAGCAGGAGCCGCAGCUGCUGGCGAUAGCUAGUCCUGUUGAUGAAUCCGGUCGUCUUAUUCAACCCAAAUGCAUCAAGCCGGGUGGUCUCCAUGGCACCAGGCCUUUUGUUAAUUAAGAUGUGACCAGUCGAUGACCCAGAAGCCUUCCUAGAGGUUUGUGAACGAGUGGCCAUAGGUACUUGUAGGACCUCCAGUCUGGAGGUUUCUGCUCUGCAUCAGCCCUGUCUGAACCUCAAGCUAGGGGCAUGUGAAACUGGACUCGCAGCAAGUGAGAGCUGUCGUUCUCCUUCCAUUCAGCCUCUUCUGUUUUGGGGGACAUGUCUCCGGUUGACUCUUCUAUUCCAACAUUUGCCUUCUCUAUUGCAAUAAGGGAAGAGCAAGGUGGUUGCAACCCUGGAUGUGCAUAUUUACGACACAUACAGAUCCACGUUCUUCUGCGGGUUGAAAUGCUAUGAUUUAGCAAUCUCAGAGACUUCAGUUCCAGGAGGAGAGCGACCCGACUGGGAGAAGGCCCAAAGUCAUCGUUAUGGUCUGGCGAGAAAUAGUUAACGCUCGAUUCAGUCUGCCCCUCCAGUGGGACCGAUAGUUUUGGAGCAAUCAAUGCACCUGUUGCCUCUUGGAGCGGAAGAAUGGGUGUGCUCGCAUCAGGCUGAGACUGAACCAUAACAUUUCUCUGAAGCAGAGCUGGCAGUGGAAGCUCAGUUUAGCUAUAAUCUGGGCCUGCUCUAGCCUGAGGUAAAACUGAAGGGACAAGUUACAGAGAGAGAGAAAACCCCUCCACUCUGUCUCCAAAGGACUUAAAAUGUUCCAGUAGCUUUCAGCUUAGUCCCUUGCUAUGCAGUGAGGAAACCUAAGCAGGGUUGGAAGCAAUCUUACCCCGUUGGCAACUCUGAGAGGAUGAAGCACUGGAGAAUUUGCAUUUCCACUGCUGGAAAGAGAGGUGCCCCCUGCUACAGAAGAUGCCCACCAGUGGAAUGGAAGCAUCACUUUGCGAGAUGGAUCACAGGACAGGCCGGGAUGGGAAUCUCUCCUUUUCUUUCUCCCAACUGGAUUCUCGUGCAAGCUAAAGAAUCUAAGCACUGUUGGAUUCUGCCUGCAGCUAGACUGUCAUGAAAAGGACUUAAUCCCAUUGGCCCUAACCCCCUCAAGAAUUGAAUCCCACCUAUGGAACACUUGAGGGAAGGUGGAAAAACCAUCCCUUUUUGAAAGUCUGUCAAUAUGGCACCUAUAGCCCAGGAUAGGAAAAUGACAUAUCUUGCUCAUCCUCAAGGACUACUGCCGGAGGUGGCCGAGGAUCCAGAGGAAAUAGAAGACUGCUCUCAUAAAACCUUCCUGACAUCACGUCCCCUUACAAGAUGAAGAGUCCUUCCCAGCAGAGGUUUGGCCCUACAAAACUAGAGAAGGUGGUCGGAAGGGAGGUGCACUUGCGUAGAGAAAACGGGGAGUUGUGUGACUAAACAGAAGAACAGUGGGAACUAAGAUGGGACUGGACUACAGGGAACGAGUCACUUGAGCAUUGCUCUGUUCUGCUCAUUCUCUCUGAAGCAUCUGGCACUGUCAGAAGACCGGAUCCUAGAUGGACCCCGUAUGGCCGUUCUUAUAUCCUUAACAAACCCGCAGAGGAAGAAUGAAUGUCCAUGCUUCACAUCCGUGAAAGUGAAGUGCAGAGGUGGUUCUCACACAGCUAUUGAGAAAUUUGCACGAAAAACUGGCCUGUACCCUAAAAAGUCUGUGUUGGCAUUUAGCAGGCUAAGCCAUGACUUCAGGCGCUGGGCAUGUGGACUCCAAGGCUGAACUCACUGCUUUGCUGGAGCAAUGGGAGAGAGAACAUGGCAGUGGGCAAGACAUGGUCCCUAUCCUUACAAGAAUGUCUGAGUUAAUUGAGAAGGAAACUGAAGAGUACCGCAAGGGGGAUCCAGACCCGUUUGAUGACAGACACCCUGGUCGAGCAGAUCCAGAGUGUAUGUUGGGCCAUCUACUGAGAAUACUUUUCAAGAAUGACGACUUCAUGAAUGCGCUGGUGAAUGCUUAUGUGAUGACAAGCAGGGAAUCCCCAUUAAAUACAGCUGCCUGCCGACUUCUUCUAGACAUCAUGCCUGGACUGGAAACUGCUGUUGUCUUUCAGGAAAAGGAAGGCAUAGUUGAAAAUCUAUUUAAGUGGGCCCGAGAGGCGGAUCAGCCAUUGAGAACGUAUGCAACUGGAUUGCUAGGAGGUGCUAUGGAAAACCAAGAUAUUGCUGCCAACUACCGGGAUGAGAACUCCCAACUGGUAGCUUUGGUUCUUCGACGGCUACGGGAGCUACAGGGUAACGAAAUGACCAUGAAACAGGAAAACAAGCGCCCGAGUCCUCGGAAACUGCCUUCAGAACCUCUGCUGCCUCUGGAUGAAGAGGCUGUGGAUAUGGACUAUGGGGAGAUGGCAGUAGAUGGGGAGCAGGAGGAAGUUGCUGGGGAUAUGGAUAUCUCCUUUCAUCUUGAUUCAGGCCACAAGACCAGCAGUCGAGUGAACUCUGCCAUAAAGCUUGAAGAUAUGGGACUUAAGAAAACCAAAUCAGGGAAACAGCAUGAAAGAGACAGCUUCCGGAAGGCCAAACAGAAGCUGGGCUUCUCCUCUUCCGAGCCAGAGAGGAUGUUUGUUGAGUUAUCCAACAGCAGCUGGUCAGAGAUGUCUCCGUGGGUGAUUGGCACCAACUAUACUCUUUACCCUUUGACUCCUGCCAUAGAGCAGAGACUUAUUCUGCAGUACCUGACCCCUUUAGGAGAAUACCAAGAGCUGCUCCCUAUCUUCAUGCAACUUGGGUCAAGAGAGCUGAUGAUGUUUUACAUUGACUUGAAACGGACCAAUGAUGUGCUGCUCACCUUCGAAGCGCUAAAGCAUUUGGCAUCGUUGCUGCUCCACAACAAAUUUGCUACGGAGUUUGUUGCUCAUGGAGGAGUGCAGAAGCUGCUAGAGAUUCCUCGUCCUUCCAUGGCAGCUACAGGGGUGUCCAUGUGCUUAUAUUAUCUGUCUUACAACCAGGACGCCAUGGAGAGGGUGUGCAUGCAUCCCCAUAAUGUGCUGUCAGAUGUUGUGAACUAUACCUUGUGGUUGAUGGAGUGCUCCCAUGCCUCGGGCUGCUGCCAUGCCACCAUGUUCUUCUCUAUUUGCUUCUCCUUCCGUGCUGUCCUGGAGCUCUUCGACAGGCAUGAUGGCCUCCGUCGCCUGGUGAACUUGAUCAGCACCUUGGAGAUCUUAAACCUGGAAGACCAAGGAGCCCUGCUAAGUGAUGAUGAGAUCUUUGCCAGUCGCCAAACUGGGAAGCACACGUGCAUGGCCCUGCGCAGGUAUUUUGAAGCUCACCUUGCCAUCAAACUUGAACAGGUGAAGCAGUCGCUUCAGCGCACAGAAGGUGGCAUUCUGGUCCAUCCGCAGCCACCAUACAAGGCCUGUUCCUACACUCACGAGCAGAUUGUGGAGAUGAUGGAGUUUCUAAUAGAGUAUGGUCCAGCGCAGCUCUACUGGGAGCCAGCAGAAGUCUUUCUCAAAUUAUCUUGUGUGCAGCUCAUGCUCCAGCUUAUCUCAAUAGCAUGCAACUGGAAGACAUACUAUGCUAGGAAUGACACAGUGCGCUAUGCUUUGGAUGUUCUGGCUAUCCUUACUGUGGUUCCUAAAAUCCAGUUGCAGCUGGCAGAGCCUGUAGAUGUGUUGGAUGAAGCAGGAUCUACUGUCUCCACUGUGGGUAUCAGCAUCAUCCUGGGAGUUGCUGAGGGUGAAUUCUUCAUCCAUGAUGCAGAGAUCCAGAAGUCAGCCCUUCAGAUCAUCAUCAACUGUGUGUGUGGCCCAGAUAAUCGGAUCUCCAGUAUUGGCAAAUUCAUCUCGGGGACGCCCCGACGCAAGCUCCCCCAGGCACCCAAAAGCAGUGAGCACACACUGGCCAAGAUGUGGAAUGUGGUGCAGUCCAACAAUGGCAUCAAAGUGUUGCUGUCAUUGCUGUCUAUAAAAAUGCCAAUUACAGAUGCGGACCAGAUCCGAGCGUUGGCCUGUAAGGCCUUGGUGGGGCUUUCCCGUAGCAGUACUGUCCGGCAGAUCAUCAGCAAGCUACCCCUCUUCAGCAGCUGUCAGAUCCAGCAACUAAUGAAGGAGCCUGUGCUCCAGGACAAGCGCAGUGACCAUGUCAAGUUCUGCAAGUUUGCUGCCGAGCUGAUUGAGCGUGUCUCAGGGAAGCCAUUGCUGAUUGGCACAGAUGUCUCCCUGGCUCGGUUGCAGAAAGCGGAUGUGGUGGCCCAGUCCAGGAUCUCCUUUCCUGAGAAGGAGCUGCUGCUUUUGAUUCGGAACCAUCUCAUCUCUAAGGGGCUAGGAGAAACUGCUACUGUCCUCACGAAAGAGGCAGAUCUACCCAUGACAGCUGCCUCUCACUCAUCUGCGUUCACCCCUGUUGCAGCCGCGGCCUCCCCUGUGGCGCUGCCUCGCACACCUCGUAUAGCUAAUGGUAUCUCAGCCCGACUGAGUAGCCAUGCUUCUGUAGGUGCCACGGCUGCCUCUGUCCAUGCUCAACCAAGGCCUCCUGUAUCCCAGGGUCCACUUGCCCUUCCAGGUCCUUCUUAUGCCAGCAACUCCCCUUUGAUUGGCAGGAUUAGCUUCAUCAGAGAGAGGCCACCACCCUGCAAUGGCAGGAAAAUCAGAGUGCUGAGACAAAAAUCAGACCACGGCGCCUACAGCCAGAGCCCGGCUAUCAAAAAGCAGCUGGACAGACACCUCCCUUCCCCUCCCACACUGGACAGCAUAAUUACAGAAUACCUUAGGGAGCAGCAUGCCCGCUGCAAGAACCCUGUUGCCACCUGUCCCCCUUUCUCUCUCUUUACUCCCCACCAGUGCCCUGAGCCAAAACAGAGGCGCCAGGCGCCAACUAACUUUACCUCGCGGCUGACCCGUAGGGCGGCCUUUCCGAAGUAUGGAGGGGUGGACGGUGGAUGCUUUGAUAGACACCUUAUAUUCAGCAGGUUUCGUCCAAUUUCUGUGUUCCGGGAAGCAAAUGAAGAUGAAAGUGGCUUUACCUGUUGUGCGUUCUCUGCGCGAGAGCGAUUCCUAAUGCUGGGCACUUGCACAGGGCAGCUGAAGCUCUACAAUGUUUUCAGUGGGCAGGAGGAGGCCAGCUACAACUGCCAUAACUCUGCCAUCACGCACCUUGAGCCGUCCAGGGAUGGGUCUUUACUGCUAACAUCUGCGACGUGGAGCCAACCGUUGUCUGCAUUGUGGGGGAUGAAAUCUGUCUUCGACAUGAAGCAUUCCUUCCCAGAUGAUCACUAUGUGGAGUUCAGCAAGCACUCUCAGGACAGGGUCAUUGGCACAAAAGGGGACAUUGCCCAUAUCUAUGAUAUUCAGACUGGCAACAAGCUAUUGACUCUGUUUAACCCAGAUCUUGCCAACAACUAUAAGAAGAACUGUGCCACCUUUAACCCCACAGAUGACCUUGUCCUAAACGAUGGGGUGCUCUGGGAUGUUCGCUCUGCACAGGCCAUCCACAAGUUUGACAAAUUCAACAUGACCAUCAGUGGUGUUUUUCAUCCUAAUGGGCUAGAGGUCAUAGUCAACACAGAGAUUUGGGACCUUCGAACUUUCCAUUUGCUGCACACGGUACCAGCAUUGGAUCAAUGCCGGGUAGUCUUCAACUACACUGGCACAGUUAUGUAUGGAGGUAGGAUGCUGCAGGCAGAUGAUGAAGAUGACUUACUGGAGGAGAGGAUGAGAAGCCCCUUUGGGUCAUCCUUCAGGACAUUCAAUGCAACGGACUACAAACCUAUAGCUACCAUUGAUGUAAAACGGAAUAUCUUUGAUUUGUGCACGGACAGCAAGGAUUGCUAUUUGGCUGUCAUUGAGAAUCAAGGCAGCAUGGAUGCCAUGAACAUGGAUACAGUUUGCAGGCUCUAUGAGGUAGGCAGGCAGCGUUUGGCAGAAGAUGAAGAGGAUGAAGAGGAAGAUCAGAAGCCUAUGGAGGAGGAGGAACAAGAAGAGGAGGAUGACGACGAGGAUGAUGAUGAUACAGAUGACCUUGAUGAACUCGACACUGACCAGCUGCUGGAGGCUGAAUUGGAGGAGGAUGAGAACAACGAGAACGCCGGUGAGGACGGAGACAAUGAUUUCUCUCCCUCUGACGACGAGGAGCUCGCCAACCUGCUGGAAGAGGGGGAGGAAGGGGAAGAUGAGGACUCUGAUGCAGAUGAGGAAGUUGAGCUGAUCCUUGGUGACAUGCAGCCCUGCUCCUCUGAGAUCAGACUCAUGAAUCUGGGGGCACGACCCUCUCAGGUCUCCAGAGAUUUGCUUAUGUGUAUGUCAUUCAGUGUGCCGCUCUCUUGAAGGUGGUAGGUAUUUUGUCCCCACAGGACGUUUGCAUAGCUCUAAUUAAAAAUGAAUUGCACUUUCGUAGAUACUCAGUGGUGUUCCUUUGAGAGCGGGGCUGUCCAGCCUCUGAGACGAAAGGAGACACCCGAUUAGGGAUCACCAGUGGCACACCGUCCUGCAGAGCCUUCCCCCACUUUCUGGCCAGAGGGGGACACUGGCAUCCGGUGCGCCAUCUGCCUCCCCCUUCCCUUACAGCCGGUGGAAAGACCAGGUCCUGUGAGACUGCCUCUGCCUUGUCCCAGGGCCCCGGAGUGGCUGGGCCCCUCCACCAACUCUCUGUUCCUGCUGCCUCUGCUGAGGCUACGGGGCUACUGUGUGCGGAAGAGCCAAUGGGAAUGGAAGGGGAGCCCCAAGAACCUGCCGUCUCCGCAUUUGGGCUUGGAAGGAGGCCAGGGGAGGGG
Pelodiscus sinensis (Chinese soft-shelled turtle) is the source of this 7269-nucleotide messenger RNA. The record is from RefSeq and is a predicted model, not a curated record. Lineage: Eukaryota; Metazoa; Chordata; Testudines; Trionychidae.